Oryza brachyantha (malo sina) is the source of this 1752-nucleotide messenger RNA. Its product is annotated as probable serine/threonine-protein kinase PBL2. NCBI's taxonomy places the organism in Eukaryota, Viridiplantae, Streptophyta, Magnoliopsida, Poales, Poaceae. Gene Ontology annotation, molecular function: ATP binding; protein kinase activity. Gene Ontology annotation, biological process: protein phosphorylation. The transcript has 4 exons. The record is from RefSeq and is a predicted model, not a curated record. Bases 231 to 1415 code for a protein of 394 amino acids.
GUAGGCAUGUAGACAUGUAGGUAGUCAGUCAACUGACAGCUUGAGAAAGUCAUCUCUAUCUUUCUCCCUUGAAUUCUUUGAACACAAUCUGAUCAUGAACCUGACUAUAGAUGCCUUCCUGUCCUUAUAUUCUUCCAUGCCUCCUUCAGAGCCUAGGACUAUACUCCAUCCUGGAGUUCGCAGCAGCUGGUCAUCUGGAGAGCAGGUGAUCAAGCAAGAGGUAGCAACCAAUGGGGAACUGCAUGGGCGGCUCUUCCAAGUGCGCCAGUGCGUCGAAUCCACUUGAAUCAAUGGUUACGAGAAACAGCACCUCGACGACGAAGACGGACAACACCUCGAGGGCAUCGAAGAGCAGCUCGUCGGUGUUCUCGUCGGGGCAGUUCUCGCGAGCCUCCGACGAGUCGUCGGCGGCGGCGCUGUCCUCCCUCAAGUCGUUCAACAUGAGCGACCUCCGCGCGGCCACCAAGAACUUCGGCUCCAACUCGUUCCUCGGCGAGGGCGGGUUCGGGUGCGUGUACAAGGGUUGGAUCGACGAGCUGACCCUCGCCCCGACCAAGCCCGGCGUCGGCAAGAUGGUGGCCAUCAAGAAGCUCAAGAAGGAGAGCUUCCAGGGCCACAAGGAAUGGCUGGCAGAGGUUACCUACUUGGGGCAGCUGCACCAUGAGAACCUGGUGAAGCUGGUCGGCUACUGCUCGGAUUCCGACAGCAACAAGCUGCUGGUGUACGAGUACAUGCUCAGAGGCAGUCUCGAGAACCACCUCUUCAGAAGAGGGACGCAGCCGCUGUCGUGGGCGAUGCGGGUGAACAUCGCGGUGGACGUGGCGAGGGGGCUGUCGUUCUUGCACGGGCUGGAGAACCCGAUCAUCUUCCGCGACCUCAAGUCGUCCAACGUCCUCCUCGCCGGCGACUACCGGGCGAAGCUGUCGGACUUCGGGCUGGCGCGCAACGGGCCCACCGGCGACAAGAGCCACGUGUCCACCCGCGUCGUCGGCACCCGGGGGUACGCCGCGCCGGAGUACGUCGCCACGGGCCACCUGUCGGUGAAGAGCGACGUCUACAGCUUCGGCGUCGUGCUGCUGGAGCUGCUCACGGGGCGGCGGGCGCUGGACGCCGCCCGCGGCGCCACGGCGGAGAUGCUCGUCGACUGGGCGAGGCCCCACCUCGGCGACCGCCGGAAGGUGAACCGCAUCAUGGACACGCGCCUCGGCGGGCAGUACCCCAAGAAGCAGGCGCAGGACAUGGCCGCGCUCGCGCUCCGCUGCCUCCACCACGACCCCAAGCUCCGCCCCGCCAUGCCCGACGAGGUCCUGCCGCAUCUGCACCUACUGCAGCAGAACACCAAGCCAUCAUCCUUCUCCUCGUCGGCGCCGGAGCCGGCCCGCCGAUCGAGGCCAUUCCAAGGGCUAGGGAGCUAGCUCGAUUGUCUGUUCAUUAUCAUGGUGUGGUAUAUAUGUGUGUCUAUACAGAUAAAAGAAUUCGAUGAACAUCCAGUUAGUAAUUCAAUACUAGGUAAGUAGGUUGAUCAUUUCAUGUGUGAAUUAAAACUGUGAAUUAAUAUAUUUCUAGCUCCAAAUUAAAGUAGAAUAUAGCUUCAGGAAUUCCAUGCAUUUGUGUGCAUCAGUGUAGAGAUCGAUUGAGGAUUCGUAAUUUGUUUGGACAAGAACAUAGCUCAUGUUUUGCUUUCAUUUUUGUUUACCUCAAAUGAAGGCUUUUGUUUGCUCAUGCCCAUUCGUUGAAUUCAAUUAAUGCAGA